CCUGCCUGCACCCUGCCUGCACCCUGCCUGCAUCCUGCCUGCACCCUGCCAGCCCCACGGGCAGCCCAGCAGGGUCCUGGCUGCCGUUGCGGGGUGCUGGCCCGGCUCCUCCUCCGGGUAAGGCACCCUUGGGACCGCAGAGACCGGCAGCGUCCUCCUGCAGCCCGACAUGCAGCAGCCCUCAGGCAGCGGGGCCGGGAAAGCCCCCGAGGAUGACGAUGGUGGUGGUAGGAAGGGGAGCGUGGACGACGAUGCCACAAGCGGGAACCCCUACGCGGGGCUGGUGAGCCGCCUGCGGGCAGCCUGGCUCUCCGGGAAGACGCGGCCCAUGGAAUACCGUGUAGCCCAGUUGGAAGCUCUGGGACGUUUCUUGGAUGAGAAGAAGCAGGAGAUCCUGGAGGCCACCAAGUUGGACAUGGGCAAGCCCUCCUUCGAAGCCGAAUUCUCCGAGAUCAUCCUCUGCAAGAACGAGCUCCAUGAGACGCUGAACAACCUGUCCCGCUGGAUGAAGGACGAGCACGUGGGCAAGAAUUCGGUGACCCGGUGGGACUCAGCCUUCAUCCGCAAGGACCCGUACGGGGUGGUGCUCAUCAUCGCACCCUGGAACUACCCCGUCAACCUCCUCCUGGGGCCCCUCGUCGGUGCCAUCGCUGCCGGUAACUGUGUCAUCAUCAAACCCUCGGAGAUGACCAAGAACACUGAGAGACUGGUGGCUGAAGCACUGCCCAGAUACCUGGACAAGGACUGCUUUGCCGUGGUGACCGCCGGCGUGCAGGAGACCACCAGGCUGCUGGAGAACAAGUUCGACUACAUCUUCUUCACUGGCAGCCCCUCCGUGGGGAGGAUCAUCAUGACAGCCGCUGCCAAGCACCUGACGCCGGUGACGCUGGAGUUGGGGGGCAAGAACCCCUGCUACGUGUCCGACACCUGCGACGUGCAGAACGUGGCCCGGCGGGUGGCCUGGGGACGCUUCUUCAACGCGGGGCAGACCUGCAUCGCGCCCGACUACGUGCUGUGCAGCCUGGAGAUGCAGGAGAAGCUGCUGCUCGCCCUUAGCAAAACCGUCGCAGAUUUUUAUGGCUCCAGCCCUCAGAAAUCUCCCGACUUUGGCCGCAUUGCCGGGGAAAAGCACUUCCAGCGGCUGCAGGAUCUGCUGUGCAGCGGGCAAGUGGUCAUCGGAGGAGAGACGGACGAGAAGGAGCGCUACAUUGCUCCCACAGUGCUGGCGGACGUGCAUCCCUCCGAUCCCAUCAUGCAGGAGGAGAUCUUCGGCCCCAUCUUGCCCAUUGUCCCUGUGGCCAACAUGGACGAAGCCAUUGACUUUAUCAAUAGCCGUGAGCGGCCGCUGGUUGUCUAUGCCUUCUCCUCCAACGACAAGGUGGUGAACCAGGUCCUGGAGCGGACCAGCAGCGGUGGCUUCUGCGGCAACGACACCCUGAUGCACGUGACGUUGACCUCGCUGCCCUUCGGUGGCAUCGGGAGCAGCGGGCUGGGGAUGUACCACGGCAAGUUCACCUUCGACACCUUCAGCCACCACCGCGCCUGCCUGCACCGCUACAUGGGCCGGGAGACCUUCAACACCCUGCGCUACCCCCCCUACACCCAGCAGAAACUGGGGAUGGUCCGGGCCGCCUCGGAGGUGAAGCGCAAGGGUGCCUGCACCCUGCUCUGAGGGUCUUCUGCCACCGGUCAUGGUGGCCACGUGCAGUGAAUGGUGGUUCCCUGCAACCGGUGGCCUCCUGUGUGCUUCCCUUUGGCCUCCCUGCCUGCCCCACAUGUCUCCUGUGCCUCACAUCUCCCUGUGCCCCACACAGGUCCCACAGCCCCCUUGAUUGCCAUCAGCCUCCUGCUCCAUUGCCGCUGGCCCCACCACAGUGGAGGGAUGGAAGGGGCUCCGGGGUGAUGCUGGUGGUGGAACAUCCAUGGAGAUGGGGACACAUCUCCCAGCAUCCUCAAGGGCAUCCAUUGAACAAGAUGUAGCUUUUUCAGGCUGGUAUAAAGCCCUCGGGGACCCUCCCCUGAGAAGGUCCACGCUAACGUUCUCCUCCCAGAUCCUUGAGCUGGGACGACCCCAGUUUCUUCUGCCCCACACCUGCAAUUUGCCCUCCCUUAUCUGGCACGGGCUGGCAAUCUCCUCAGCGAUCCAACAGAGACCUUGGAGCGAGCAAGAUCUGGGAGGAGAGGGACGGGUAAGGUGCCAGCAGGGACGGGAGGCCAUCUCCUGCAGCAUUUUGGGGUGCGCUGUCCUCCGGAGCCCCUCUCUGCUCUGUCCCGUGGCUCCAUCGUGGUGGGUUUCUGGGCUCUGUUGCUCCAUCCCAGCUGCUCCUCCUCUCCUGCAGUCCCGCUACACCCACCCCGUGCUUUGAAAAUGGAGAAACCAAGUUAACCAAGGCCCCGAGAGCAAUUCAGGGCCCUUGUGCCCAUCUCCACCUCUGGGGCCAUGUCUGCGUUGUGCUGUGUCUGCAUCGUGCCGUGUCUGCAUCGUGCCGUGUCUGGUGUAGCUGAAGCUCUUGAGAUACCGAAUCCAUGUCUUCAACCCCAACUUUCUACUGCUGCCGUGGGGCAGCCGGGGGCCAGGUGAGGCGGGUGGGACACUGGAGGGGUGGCUGUGCCACCCGUCCCUGCAACCGCGAGGCCACGGGGUGUCUGCCCCAGAAAAGACAGUCACAUCUCUGCUCUAUACUGGUGAGACCCCAGCUGCAGUGGGGCCCCUCCAGCGCUGGAGUCCUCAGCACGGGGGCCGUUAGACACAGCAAACCGCUGCUCUCCUCAAACACAGCAAACCCGGCUCGCACCAGGAGCAAAACGCUUUCGGUUUUAAGAUCAGCAGCUCCAGCAGGAAGCCACAGCGAGCAGAGCCACAGGGCUGCAGCCGCAGAGUUGCGUUUUUAAGACGCUAAGAGCUGGUGUUCCCAUUAACCCCCCCGCGUCCCGAGCUGCAUCCCCAGCAGCGUGGGCAGGGGGGCGAGGGGGGGAUUCUGCCCCUCUGCUCCGCUCUGGGAGACCCCCCUGCAGUGCUGCCCCCAGCGCUGGGACACCAACAGCAGAAGGACACGGAGCUGUUGGAGCGGGGCCAGAGGAGGCCCCGGAGAUGCUGGGAGGGCUGGAGCCCCUCUGCUGGGAGGACAGGCUGAGAGAGCUGGGGGGGUUCAGCCUGGAGAAGAGAAGGCUCCGGGGAGACCUUCCAGCCCCUUCCAGUCCCUCAAGGGGCUCCAGGAAAGCUGGGGAGGGACUCUGGAGCAGGGAGGGGAGCCGUGGGACGAGGGGGAAGGGUUUUCCACUGCAAGAGGGGAGAUUUGGAUGAGAUCUGAGGGAGAAAUUCUUGGCUGUGAGGGGGGUGAGCCCCUGGCCCAGGUUGCCCAGAGAAGCUGUGGCUGCCCCAUCCCUGGAGGGGUUCAAGGGCAGGUUGGCCGGGGCUUGGAGCAACCUGGUCUGGUGGGAGGUGUCCCUGCCCAGGGCAGGGGGUGGCACUGGAUGAUCUUCAAGGUCCCUUCCAAUCCGAACCACUCUGUGACCUUGCUACAGCUGCCAGGGGACUCUGUGCUGACCUCUGUGAGGACAACCCUUGUGGGUUGGCCAUGAUGACCUCCUGCGUGUCCCCAGGCGCCCUUUGAAGUGGAGCUCUCUGAGACUUCCAUUUGCAGGAGCCAACUCAAACCACAUGUUCAACAGCCUGAGCACCCGGCUGUAGGACAAACACGGGGAGGAGAACUGGGCACGGGGCAGUGGCUGGCCAGGGAUGUGUGGGCUGGGGAGGCAGGUGUCCCUCACGCUGUCCUUCCAACUGCAGGUGACGCAGCUAGACUCAGCCUUCAUCCGCAAUAACCCACUGUUGAGAGAUAUUAAUUGUUUCGCUUAAAUAAGUAAGUUUUAAUCAGAAUAAAUUACUUAGGGUUAUAAUACGGUGUGGUUUCUGCUGUUUGCUGAGCUUUACUUGGCACAAGGAGGGCCUGGAGGGCAAAAGCGCAGGGCCGAGGUCCUGCUGGCUGUGGUCCGUGACAGCUAGCCAGGCAGCCCAGGCUCGGCGCUCCCCUCCCAGUCCCCCCGGCGCUGGGGGACGGGCAGCAGGAUGAGCCCGUCACGCAGGAGGAGAUCUCAGGCCCGUCCUUAACGUCAGCACCUUCAGUGACGCCCGGGAGCUGGCCCUCUACGUCUUCUCCUCCUGCAAGAGGACCCAGCUUGGGUCCCCUCCCGGGCCUGGGCACCCAGUCGGGGCUGCGCCUUUGGCCUUGUCCCCGGCCACGGCAGGAGCGAGCCCCCGCGUCCCCAGCCAGGCGCGUCCCGGUGCGCUCCCGGCGGCGGGGAGCAGGCAGACAAGGAGGGGCCGGGUGGGUGCUCACCCCCUCCCGGUUUGGCCAUCACCCCUCCCCACAGCGGUUCCCAGUUGCCCGCUGCCGGUCCUGACUCCCUCCCCUGCGCUUCCCGGGAUGUGCCCGGUAGCGGUGCCGGCUC
Chroicocephalus ridibundus (black-headed gull) is the source of this 4452-nucleotide messenger RNA. RefSeq names its product aldehyde dehydrogenase family 3 member B1-like. The record is from RefSeq and is a predicted model, not a curated record. Gene Ontology annotation, biological process: aldehyde metabolic process. The transcript has 10 exons. Bases 170 to 1672 code for a protein of 500 amino acids. Gene Ontology annotation, cellular component: cytoplasm. Lineage: Eukaryota; Metazoa; Chordata; Aves; Charadriiformes; Laridae. Gene Ontology annotation, molecular function: 3-chloroallyl aldehyde dehydrogenase activity; aldehyde dehydrogenase (NAD+) activity.